GAACCAUGCUAUUAGGGUAGUUGGGCGGAGAUUACUAUGGUAGAUCUACCAAUGUACAGUUUGAAUACAAGUUAGUUUGAAUUGAGAUACGAAAUUUAAAUCUUGACAGCUCUUUUGUGUGACAUUCGAUUGUCACCAUAGUGGAUCACUAUCCGCCAUAUUCUGUCCAUUGAAAUUGUGUAUUUAGUAUGACUGUCACUUUAGUUUUCAAUUCAUAAUAUUAUAGUAAACUUUCAAUAUUUGUGAAGUGAUAGAUGCGUGAAAGUUUUAUUGAAUUAUUUUUUAACAUAGUAAGAAGUUUUAAAGUUUUAUCUAUUUAUUUCAUUCACAGAUAAAAAAUGUCGACAGGACCAUACAACUAUUCGUAUAUAUUUAAAUAUAUCAUUAUAGGAGACAUGGGUGUUGGAAAAUCAUGUCUUUUACAUCAGUUUACUGAAAAAAAAUUUAUGGCAGAUUGCCCACAUACCAUUGGCGUAGAGUUUGGUACUAGAAUCAUUGAAGUAAAUGGUCAAAAAAUAAAGUUACAAAUAUGGGACACGGCUGGACAAGAGCGGUUUAGAGCAGUUACGAGAUCAUAUUAUCGUGGAGCAGCUGGAGCACUUAUGGUGUAUGAUAUUACUCGGCGUUCUACUUACAAUCACUUGAGUAGUUGGCUAACAGAUACGCGCAAUCUCACCAAUCCCAGCACGGUUAUAUUUUUGAUUGGAAAUAAAAGUGACUUGGAAAGUCAACGGGAUGUUACCUAUGAAGAAGCGAAACAAUUUGCUGAUGAGAAUGGUCUCAUGUUUGUAGAAGCUAGUGCGAAAACGGGUCAUAACGUUGAAGAAGCCUUCUUAGAUACAGCUAAAAAAAUAUUCCAGAGUAUAAGAGAUGGUCGUUUGGAUUUGAACGCAGCUGAAUCAGGAGUUCAGCACAAUCCCAGUCAGCCUGAACGUACUAAUUUACAUGGAGCUACUAGUGAACAACAUAGUGGCAAAGAUUCCUGUUCUUGUUAAUCGUUUUCUCUACCAAAAUCAAUUGAUUUAUGACUACUAAUAGAUAAUGCGAUUAUUGUUCACAUUCAAAUGUUUCUAAUUUUAUUCAUUAAUCUGUAUUGCAAAAUCAAUAUUAUAUGAUUUUUUUUAUUUAUUUAUAAAGUUAUAGUAGAAUAAUUUUUUAUGUACAAUGUUACUUUUAUAAUCAAAUUCAUUUUAUGAGUUUUUAAAUUUAUCUUUAGUUUAAGAUUAUAUUAAUCUAUUUGAAUUUAUAAUAUAAAACCAAUCGGACCAUACGUAUGUUUAUUUAGGUAUUGAUAUCUACAAUUAUUUUAAGUACUCGUCAAAAUAACACUUAACAGUGUCUCACAUGAUGAAAAUAUAAUGAUAUUUAUUUAAAUAUAAAUAUAAAGUAAACUA
This is a messenger RNA of Microplitis demolitor, 1394 nucleotides long. It is a transcript of the gene Rab14, whose product is annotated as ras-related protein Rab-14. Bases 339 to 995 code for a protein of 218 amino acids. Gene Ontology annotation, cellular component: phagocytic vesicle; recycling endosome; Golgi apparatus. The record is from RefSeq and is a predicted model, not a curated record. Gene Ontology annotation, molecular function: GTPase activity; GTP binding. Lineage: Eukaryota; Metazoa; Arthropoda; Insecta; Hymenoptera; Braconidae. The transcript is spliced from 8 exons. Gene Ontology annotation, biological process: defense response to bacterium; Golgi to endosome transport; endocytic recycling.